Messenger RNA from Eleginops maclovinus (Patagonian blennie), 1741 nucleotides. It is a transcript of the gene mymk, whose product is annotated as myomaker, myoblast fusion factor. Gene Ontology annotation, cellular component: membrane. The record is from RefSeq and is a predicted model, not a curated record. The transcript has 6 exons. Lineage: Eukaryota; Metazoa; Chordata; Actinopteri; Perciformes; Eleginopidae. Bases 1 to 858 code for a protein of 285 amino acids.
AUGGGUGCAUUUAUUGCCAAGAUGCUGCUUCCGACAGUCAGCAGCCUGGUGUUUCUGCCUACAGCCAGCGUGGCCGCCAAGAGGGGCUUCCACAUGGAGGCCAUGGUCUACUUCUUUACGAUGUUCUUCACUGCGAUCUACCAUGCUUGUGAUGGACCAGGCCUCUCCAUCCUCUGUUUCAUGAGAUACGAUGUUCUGGAAUAUUUCAGUGUUUACGGCACCGCUCUCUCCAUGUGGGUCACACUGAUAGCUCUGGGUGACUUUGAUGAACCCCAGCGCUCCAGUGUUACUAUGUUUGGAGUUUUGUCAAUCGCUGUGAGGAUCUAUCAGGAUCGCUGGGGCUACGGGAUCUACUCUGGACCCAUUGGAUCUGCUGUAUUUAUCAUCACUGUGAAAUGGCUGCAGAAGAUGAAGCAGUUGAGGGCAGUCUAUCCGGAAAAGACAGUGUACACACAGCAGGUCGGCCCAGGAUGCUGCUUCGGUGCUCUUGCUCUGAUGCUGCGUUUCUACUUUGAGGAGUGGGACUACGCCUAUGUCCACAGCUUCUACCAUCUGUCUUUGGCUGUGUCUUUCAUACUGCUGCUGCCAAAGAAGAACCGCUACGCAGGAACUGGACGAAAUGCUGCCAAACUCAGCUUCUUUGGACUUUGCUGCUGCUCCAUAACUCCUGGAACCUCGAAAGAGAAGAAGGACAAGCCGAAGAAGAAGUCUUCUCGGACCGUGUGGACAGUCCCUACUGAGAAGCUGUGGACAGGACGCUGUAGCACCCCUAUCCUGCCUCUUUACAACCCCCCACCCUCAACACCUGUCAAAGGGACCAGCAUCAGCAAGCUCAAAGAGAUGAACGGCUGGAAGUGAACCCAAAAAACAGUCGAUAGAUGAUGGUCGGCUAUGAACGUGAAACAGGAAAAACACCAAAUAACUGUCAGCCAAAUUCUGAUAAACUUGUAUGUGGCUGGUAAGUUAAUCUUCUUGAGCAGGAAACCAACCAUCAUGUGGACGUUCCUUUCUACUCCAAAAAAUAUGUUUUGCUGGUAGAAUAUUUAAGGGCAGAAUGACUUUAGGCAUCCACCAGCCACUGUAGCUAUCAGGUAGCAAAGCAAAAGUAACUGGGGUAGUUAUAAACUUUAUAGUCAAGAACAAAAAGGCCUCUGGUGCUCUCAAAAUCCAGAUAAGAACCCAGUUUUCUGAAGCACUUGUCCAGAGCUGAGGACAGGCAGCGCGCUUUGAGAGAACACACACAGCAAGAACAGGGAGACGGUGGCUCAGACAAGCUAGUAAAACUGACUGGAAAAUUUACGAGAAGAAGAAACAGGCAGAUGGUUUAUCUCUCCAAAAUAUAUAAAUUGUCUUUAGAAAUGUUCCUCAGGGGAGACCUUUCGUCUGCUCGCCUGUGUCUGUCCGUCUACCCCUCCUCUUUCCCUUCCCCGUGUCUCUGAUGGAAAGGAAGCACGCGGCUGAAUUUGUAUAUGAGAAUUACAACACUGUAAAGCACAUUUGACCGUUUUUAUAUGACCUCGAGGUGCCAAAUGUGUCAUGUGGAGCAUCAGACAUGGUAGGGAGGGGAAGCAGCAGCCCAGAUGUCAGUCUGUAUCCCGACUGAAGCCUCUUGAUGUGUUUCUGGAUCAGCAGGUGAACGUCUCUGUCUGUUCACUCUGGUUCACUGACGGCUCACUUUUGGCCAUGACCUAUGUCCCCAAUGUGCACUGUUUAUACUUUGUUAUACUUCUUUUUAUCAAUA